Colletotrichum phormii is the source of this 521-nucleotide messenger RNA. RefSeq lists its product as uncharacterized. Lineage: Eukaryota; Fungi; Ascomycota; Sordariomycetes; Glomerellales; Glomerellaceae. The transcript has a single exon. The coding region runs from base 241 to 504 and encodes 87 amino acids. The record is from RefSeq and is a predicted model, not a curated record.
UUUCUCCCCCAUAUCGCCGUCCUCUUCCUCGUCUGAGCUCUGUGCAGCGUGUGUAUCCUUACGCCUGCUCCGCUGCGUCCUCUCCUCUCCUCUCCUCUCCACACCAUCGUCUCCGAAAAUCCGGAUGGGGGAUGGGAGCAAAGGGUACAAAGACGGGCGUAAGCACAACCUCCAACACCACACCAGCACCAGCACCAGUGUGGCCACUAAAAAGAUCUAGAGCACAGACAGCAAUCGAGCAUGGCCAAACAGGUCUCCUUGAUUGCUCCUGUUGCUGUCUCUGGUGCUGCUGCUGCUGCUAGGUACUGCUGUUUGGCUACGGUACACGAGGAAGAGGACCAGGGGGAGCUUGGAAUGAUGACAUGGAGGAGCUUCUUGGGAGGUGACGAUGGGGAAGAACAUUACAGAACCGGGACAAGAAGCAGUAGCAAACACAAGAAUACACCAAGCAGCAUUGCAUCGUAUAUACACCAAUGCAAUGCCACCAUGGCAGUUGAAUCAUAAAUGACAAAAUUACGGAA